Micromonas commoda is the source of this 945-nucleotide messenger RNA. RefSeq lists its product with no specific name. Bases 1 to 945 code for a protein of 314 amino acids. Gene Ontology annotation, cellular component: transcription factor TFIIE complex. NCBI's taxonomy places the organism in Eukaryota, Viridiplantae, Chlorophyta, Mamiellophyceae, Mamiellales, Mamiellaceae. The record is from RefSeq and is a predicted model, not a curated record. Gene Ontology annotation, biological process: transcription initiation at RNA polymerase II promoter. The transcript has 2 exons.
AUGAGCGGCAAACGCAAGGCGUCCGCGCUGGACGCGGCGCUCGCCAAGUUCCAGAAGGUCCAGCAGCAGGCUGCGCAGAUCCAGAUAGAUGUGGCCAACAGCAGGGAGAAGUCCAGCGCCGGCGCGAAGGCGGAGCGCCUCAAGGCGAUGGCCGAGGCUGAGGCUGCGGAGCGCAGGGAGCGAGAGCGCGCCGCGCAGUCGAACGCCCCGCGCGAACCCCCCCGCAACGUCCCCAACAGCAUCCUCAUGAAGCAGAAGCGCGUCCUGGACCUCCUCAACACCACGCGCGCCAACUUCACCGUCGCGGAGCUGCACAACGAGCUCGGCUUCUCGUGCUCCGACCCGGAGCUGUGGGAUAUGCUCACACACAACCCGAAGAUCCAGCAGGGGGUGCACGAGAGACGCACGAGGAUGGAGCCGACCAUCUCGUACAAACCCAAGCACGUUUUCGAGGGCAAGCGCGAGAUGCUCGAGCUGGUGACGAAGAUGCCGGACGGCGUCUUGAUGGACGACGUGACGGACGCGUACACGGGCGCGGUGGACGACUGCGAGGCGCUCAUCGCGGAGGGCCUGGUGCUGAUGUUAACGAACGCGGAGACCCGGGAGCGGGUGCUCUAUCCCGUGGAUGAGCGAUACGAGUGCGAGGUGGACGACGACAUGGCGGCGCUGUUUCACGCCGUGCCGAUACCGGAGCACGACAACGAGUUCGACGCCGCGCUGCGGAAGGCGGGACACGAGCCGGCGCCGAGGCGCGCGGCGCGGCCGACGGGGCACGAUUCGGACGAGGAGGGCGGCGGGAGGAAGCGGGCAAAGGCGAAGAAAAAACGAAAGGUGAACUUUGAGCGGAUGAAGGUGACAAACGCGCAUCUCCCCGAGCUCUUCAAGGGUUUGGAGAACAUAACGGCCCUGGACCAGCACGGCGCGUCGUCACACAAGGCGAAAUAA